Messenger RNA from Cucurbita pepo subsp. pepo (vegetable marrow), 1763 nucleotides. RefSeq lists its product as uncharacterized. The record is from RefSeq and is a predicted model, not a curated record. NCBI's taxonomy places the organism in Eukaryota, Viridiplantae, Streptophyta, Magnoliopsida, Cucurbitales, Cucurbitaceae.
CAGACCUCGAGUAGAUCUAUCUUUUGAGUUUGAGGUUGGCGUAGUUGAUCCGGGCGGUUCAUGCUCUGUUUAGCAAAUCAAUCCGUUUACUUGGAUUGGAUAUUAUUGGCAACGUGCGUGGGUGGGAACGGAAAGAGGGCUUGACGAAAACCCACAUUUUCUAGGAAACUUCUUGGACGGUUUGGUUUGAGGAUAAAUGACAUCGGCUGUCAAAGUAGGUGACAGCCCGAUUUUAUUGAAUUGAACAGUUUCAAAGAUCCAUCCGAAGAUCAUCUUUCUCGUGCAAAUUAACUUCCAGUAAUCUCCUAGAAAGGUCUCGCUUUCUGGGCGUGUUCAUCUUAGAUUGCUCAACUCUUGAUUUUUGCCUCAUGUUCUUUCGGAGUAAUCUGCUAUUGGCAUGAGACAUUUUGAUCUGUGUCUUAGAUAUGGGUUCCUUGCCUGGAAUCCUUCAACGACCAUUCGUCGCUGUAACUGCUGUGGCUGUGGCAUCUUUUUCCUCUGACUUUUCAGACAAGUUACCGUCUCAGAGACCCCCAGAGGCUUCUUUUUCUUCUCCUUCUUCUUCCUCAGAAUCAAUUUUGGAUUUCUUGAAGGAAUCAAAGACGUCAUUUGUUUCCCAUACUUCUGUUUCAAAACUUGCAAACUUAUCAUUUGUUACUAAAAUUCAUGCACCUAUCCCUAAAUGUAGCUUUCCGAUUCCAAAUUCCAGUUGCAACUAUGUUGGAAACUUCCGCACGUCUUUGGUUUCCUCCUCCGUUCUCUCUAAUUUAUAUCAGUCAGCUGCAUUGACCAAGGCAUCAAAGCAGGCUGCACCUUCACGUAAUCUUUCUUUCCCACCUUCUGAGGUUAUGUACAGAUGGCAUUUACCGGAGCCAACGUCGGUAGAUAUUACGGGUAGUUCUGCUUGUUCAGUGGCAAAAUCUAGGACGGUGGUGGUUUUAUUAGGAUGGUUGGGAGCCAAGCAGAAACAUUUAAAUAGAUACGCCGAAUGGUAUACUUCCAGGGGUUUUCAUGCCAUUACCUUUACUUUUCCAAUGGCUGAGAUACUUGCGUAUCAGCUUGGUGGGAAAGUUGAACAGCACAUUGACUUGCUUGUGAACCAUCUAGCUGAUUGGUUGGAAGAGGAGCACGGGAAGAACCUGGUGUUUCACACUUUUAGCAAUACUGGAUGGUUAACGUAUGGAGCUAUUCUGGAGAAGUUUCAGAAUCAUGAUUCUUCUUUAUUGGGAAGGAUUAAGGGCUGCAUUGUCGAUUCUGCUCCUGUUGCAGCUCCUGAUCCUCAGGUCUGGGCUUCAGGCUUCUCUGCAGCCUUUUUGAAAAAGAACAGUGUGGCAACAAAAGGAUUGACAACCUUGGACAACACAGGGAUGGAAUUAUCAAUCAGCAAUAAAGAAAAUAUAGAACCUAAACCAGCAGUUACCGAAGCAGCACUUCUAUUAGUUUUGGAAAAGAUCUUCGGCUUCGUUUUGAAACUACCUACAGUGAACAGGAGGCUCUCUGAUGUGUUGAACACAUUAUCGUUGUCACAACCAAGCUGCCCUCAAUUGUAUAUCUACAGCUCAGCAGAUCGAGUUAUCCCAGCAGAUUCCGUGGAAUCAUUUAUAGAGGAGCAACGACGCGCAGGACAUGAGGUUAGAGCUUGUAAUUUUGUGUCCACCCCUCAUGUAGAUCAUUUUAGGAAUGACCCAAAAUUGUAUACUUCUCAGCUUAGUCAGUUCCUGGCCGAUUGCUUGCUUACCUCUUGUUGUAGAGAGUCCUGUUAG